Auanema sp. JU1783 is the source of this 4407-nucleotide messenger RNA. The record is from the annotation of a GenBank genome assembly. NCBI's taxonomy places the organism in Eukaryota, Metazoa, Nematoda, Chromadorea, Rhabditida, Rhabditidae.
AUGUUGAAUCCGAUCGAGUACCAUCACGACCAUCAACACCUGCUGAUCAAGCCGAAGAAGUGCAAAAUUGAUUCUGAACAGUUCCCUGUUGAUGGGGAUUUAGCCGCCUUCAUUGGACAGUAUGCACUCUUCUAUUAUUGGAAGGAUGACAAUAACAAAAAAAGCGCUAUACCCUUGACCACGAGCCUAGCCGCUACUUUCCGUCAAGGCAGGAAGAAAGAACUGAAAAUUGAUGAUCAAUUCGAAAUCCAUUCUUGGGCUGAUAAAGAGUUCAAAGUUGCAACUCGUGUUGUCAGAAUCCUCGAAGACUUGGAUACCAUAGUAUUGCAAUCGAACGUGAAGUUGUGCAAUGUGGAUCAUAUCAUCGACUCAGCCAUUCCUAAAAAAGGAAUGAGGUCUGUGAUUGUAGUUCGAAAUUUUAAUGGGAGGAAAGUUGGUUACAUUUUGGGGUCACCUAAUCACCAGAUCUCUUGUGUUAGUAUUUCUCCUUGUGGACGAUAUGUUGCCAGUGGAGAGUGUGGCGUGGAGCCGGCUGUUCGAGUUUAUGAAAUAGGAUUUAAUAAGAAUCAGUUGCAAUAUUCGUUGCACCAUGAAUUGAAACAUCAUUCAACGGAGAUUGUGGCUGUGAAAUUUGUUCCGAAAUCUCUUUAUCUUGUAUCAGUUGGAUGUGAACAAGAUGCUCAAAUAGCGUUAUGGAAUUGGAAAACUUCAGAGCUGCUAGCUUCAUCGAAGCUCUCAGCAUCGGUCAAUUCUAUUGCCAUGUCCCCUGAUGGCUCUUUUUUUGUGACCACUGGAGCGAGGCAUGUGAAAUACUGGACGAUUCCAACUGAUAGCGAACAGAAAACCAUUCAAUCGAGAAGUGCGAUAUUAGCCGAUAAACGAAGUUCAACUUUUGUUGAUUGCGUAGUUGUGAAUUUAAAUAAAACGUUAGCUGUUACGAAUCAAGGAGAGAUAGUAGAGUUUUGGAAUAAGAAAUAUGCUAAAGCAUAUAUGUUUGAAAACAUUAUACCUACAUCUAUUGCUUACAAAGCAGAUCAAAUACUUCUUGGAUGUACUGAUGGGUCUACACAUUGUUGCUCAGAAAACGACAUGACAUUUGUUAAUCAGUUGCCAUUUCCAGCUCCGUCGAAUGCUGAUCCCUCAGUAUUUCACAGAGCUGAAGAGCUACAGAUUGCUUCUUGCAAUACAAGAUGUCCAUCUGUUUGUGCUGUACAAAGUUUUCCCAAUGGGGAUGGAGUGGUUUGCAUUCAUGAAGAUAAAUCUUUCUAUGUUUAUCUACCACACGGAUCUCAUUGGCAAAGAAUUGAAAGCCAAUUAUCUCACUCAUCAUGUGUGAAUGCUUUACUGCCAUUACCGGGUCCCCACAACUAUCUGCCUGUCGAUGCUUUCUUCACAGCUUCAUCUGAUUUUACUGUCAGAAUAUGGAGCUUUGAUAACGGCUUAUCCGAAAGUCUCGGAAGCUCUAAUUUACUUUCUCCCAAUCUGAUCAAGCUGAUUACAUUACCGGAUCAGUGUAAGGAAACUGCUAGUUCAAGCGAUGUUGGAGCGUUAAGUGUCUCAGUAACACCUGAUGGAUCUCAUCUUAUCGCUGGUACAAGUCUUGGAAACUUACAUGUGUACGAUAUCGCUGAAUCUGAGAUAUCACUAGUGGAGAGUAUAAUGGCCCAUGACGGAGCUGUGAAAUGCUCAGACUUUUCAUCCUUCAGAGAUUUACCACUUCUUUUCGCAUCAGGAGGUACAGAUCAUCUGGUGCAUCUAUUCCGUAGAUCAGCGAACAAGUACAUACAUUGUGGAGUAAUUGAAGAUCACGAAGACGUAGUAACAAGCAUUAAGUUCGCUGAGAGUAACGGUGCUCAUCGUAUAUUCAGCAGUUCGCAAGAUCGCAUUUUCAUUUGGAGUAUAGUUUUCCAUGAGGAUUCGAUUGAUUUUGGAAGAGAGCAUGUAAUUAAUUGUUCUCAUAAUGUCAAUGACUUAUGCUAUUGGCAAAAUAGAAAUUUAAUUCUUGCUGGAUGUAGUGAUUGGAGUGUACGAGGAUAUGAAGCAUCAGGGAAAUCAUUAUUAUCCCUUGGUGUACCUGUUGACCAGCAAAUACGUGCGGGAUAUUCGAUGACAUCGAUUGCUGUUGAUCCAUCACACACGUUCACAGUUGUAACAUCUACUAAUGGAUCUUGCUAUAUGUUAGAUUUACGAUCUGGAAGCAUUGUUGCGACUUUUGCUCCUUCUGGCAAUACACCUGUGCAAGCUUGCUUUUCUGAGGACUGCAAACGAGUUAUCAUUGUAUCAUCCAAUGGAAGUUUGUACGCUUGGAGAUUGGCAACACCCAUUGUUAAUCAAAUGCUAUCGGGUCGACGCAACUUGUUGGAAUUAGCCCCAAGAACACCCACGCCUGAUAGCCUGCUUGGAAGUGGCUCUGAAGCUUUGAGUGAAGAAUUGCAUAUAUCUAGUAUUGGUGAUAAGUUAUCUGAUUUUGGUAGCACAUCAUCGCUAGAUCAGUCAGCAUCCGCUCCAGUGAUCGUGCUAUCACCCGGAAACUCGAAAUCGUUGUCCUUGUCGGUACAGGAAGCCCAGGUGACCAGAAGGAGUAACAACAACCUUCUCGAUAUAUCCAACGAUAUUGACGAUACUCAAUCUGAUUUCAUCUCACGACAGCGUAACGUUCCACAGUAUCAGUCAAGCAAAUCAAUGCUUAACUUACGUGAGGGUAACUACACUGGGUAUCACUCACCCAACGUUGUAAACGGACAAGCUCAACGUAAAGUUCGACCAUCAUGGGGAUCUGGUAUGAACUAUGAGCGAAAAUACUCACCAAACUAUUCGGAAAACAAUAAUUCUAUAUCAAAGCAACCUGAAAGACAAUAUCAUCAAGUUGCGCUAGAUGCCACUCCAACUAUAAUGGAUUACAGCCACUUUCGUUCAGCGGGUAUCGAUUCUACGCCCCAGAAUCAUGUUUUACCUUCUUAUGUAAGAAGGAAUACAGAAAUUCUGUCUAGAUCGCCAAACAUGGCUCCUCCAGCGUACUCUAAACAGAUGUCUUCUUCAAAUUCGCCAUCCUCUUUUAAUAGACAUAAUGAUUUGUUCGGACGAAACGAUAGCCUGCGUGUUUCUCUUUCACGAAAACACUUGGAAAAUGCUAAUCCAGAGUCAAAAUCCUUGUGGACCUCACAUUCCAUGACUCCUAAACGAACUAUGUCCAGUUUACAAGCUCAAACAUCUCCUAGCGGAGGUGCAGCUAGUGCAAUUACACGAAGACAUUUCGAAGUAUUUCCUUCACGCUCUGGUAUACGAAGAGAUCUCAAUAAGGCUCCACCUCAAAAUCGCGCUUUGCGUAGUCGAACGGUUGUAAUCUGUUCAAAUGACUUUGACUCUGCUAAACCAUCUUUAAAAAAGAAAACAGCUGAAGACUAUUCCAAUUCUCAGCUGCAUUUGAGAAGCCGUAGUCAAAGUCCAAACAGGUUCAAGUUGAGCCAAUCUAUGACUCCAACAAGCCGAGAUAUAACCAAGUCGAGAAGAGAUUCUGAUAUGUCCUACACUGCUAUGUCUUCACGAAUGACGCCAGCAACAUCUAGAAGCAACUUACGCGAGACGGAAACUAGAAAAAGCACGGACGCUCUGAACAAAGUGAAUGCUUUGCGAAGCAAGAUGUAUCAGUCUACAGAAAACUUGCGAAAAUCAACUGAUAAUUUAUUAUUGGGAACAUCCGAAUCGGAGUCACCGCCCGAAUCUACAGAGCGAACAAGAACACGGUCUAUUAGCAAUAUGCGAGGAGGACAUCUGGAAAUGGCGGGAUCUUUCAAUCCGGAUCAUCACAGUACACCAUCUAGAGGAUUGGUGAACUCGAGGAUAUUAGCGAGAAGUAUGGGAAAUGUUAACGAUCCGAACGCUAUGGCAGAGUCUCCAACCACUCGCUUGCAGAACACCAUAGACAAAAUGAAAAAAGCUAGUAACCCUGAUCUCACUAAUGAUGGCUUCUAUGAAGAAACAAGCACACAAAGUCCAGAAAAAUUGAGAAGGAGGAGCGCCCUACAGAAAAGAGUUGAAAGGUAUCACCCUCGUAGAUCACAACGGCUGCAAACAUCAGACGAGAGUGACAGUAACACUAGUGAAGCUACUGUGCGUUUGGGAGAUGGUCCCGACUCCCAACAACUGAUGAAACAUGUGGAAGAAUGUUGCGACCAAUUCCAGACUCACAUUGACAAACUUUUGUACGCAAGAAAGAUGGUAGAAGCUUCCAAACUUUCCGGUGAACAGAAACGUUUCAUGAACGAUUUAAUGCAAAAUGUUUCUGAACUAUCAAUGGAAAAAUUGCAAAAUGGCUUUCGGAGCUCAAUGAUUGAAUCGAAUGGGAACGACUAUACACCAAGCAAAGCCCCUAACAAGAUAUAUGAACUGAGAAAUACAAACUUCUAA